Gossypium raimondii (Peruvian cotton) is the source of this 1260-nucleotide messenger RNA. RefSeq names its product adenylate kinase, chloroplastic. The record is from RefSeq and is a predicted model, not a curated record. Gene Ontology annotation, cellular component: cytoplasm. The transcript has 7 exons. Gene Ontology annotation, molecular function: nucleoside diphosphate kinase activity; AMP kinase activity; ATP binding. Gene Ontology annotation, biological process: nucleoside triphosphate biosynthetic process. Lineage: Eukaryota; Viridiplantae; Streptophyta; Magnoliopsida; Malvales; Malvaceae. Bases 107 to 994 code for a protein of 295 amino acids.
AGGGGGAGGGAUGUGGGUGUCAGAAGGAAGAGGCGAUAGAUUUUUCUAAGUUGGUCUAGAUUUGUCCACAGAGAGAGGGAGAGAGAGAGAGAGAGAGCGAGAGAUAAUGCUAAUAAUGGGCAGCACUUCUUUUUCUCCCUCCCUUUCUUUGUCUCCCUCCCUUUCCCCUCAUUCUAGUAAGUUCCCUAACCCCAACCCUAAUCUAUUCCUCCGUUCUCACUCAUCUUUCACUCCCCUCACUCUCCGUUCUAAUCAAACGCGUUACCGUUUCAAGAAGCUCCCCUCCUCAAAUGCCCCCAAUUUCCUCGUUGCCGCUUCGGGGAAGGCAGAGCCGUUGAAGGUAAUCAUAUCUGGGGCUCCGGCUUCUGGUAAAGGUACACAAUGUGAGCUCAUCACCCAAAAAUAUGGUUUGGUGCAUAUUGCUGCUGGAGAUUUACUGAGAGCAGAAGUUGCCGCCGCUAGUGAAAACGGGAAGCUAGCAAAGGAAUACAUGGAGAAAGGAGAAUUAGUCCCUAAUGAAAUAGUUGUUAUGAUGGUCAAGGAGCGUCUGCUGCAACCUGAUUCUCAACAAAGGGGUUGGCUUUUAGAUGGCUAUCCUAGGAGCUCAUCCCAGGCAGCUGCUCUUGAAGAUUAUGGGAUCCGUCCUGAUGUUUUCAUUUUGUUGGAUGUUUCUGAAGACAUUCUUGUUGAGAGAGUGGUUGGACGAAGGUUAGACCCUCUUACGGGGAAGAUAUACCACUUGAAAUAUUCACCCCCGGAGAACGAUGAAAUUGCAUCCAGGCUUACACAACGAUUUGAUGAUACUGAAGAAAAGGUGAAGUUGCGGCUACGCACACAUCAUCAAAAUGUGGAUGCUGUGCUCUCUGUAUAUAAAGAUAUCACAGUCAAGGUUAAUGGAAAUGAGGCCAAGGAACAUGUGUUUGCACAAAUUGAUGCUGCUCUUACACAUGUAGGUGAGCAAAGGAAGGUGAAUUCUGGAUCUCUGGCCGCAUAAAUGAAAAUUAGAUAUCUUGGCGAUUUCCAUCAACAAAUAUAUCCUUAUUGGCAUUGGAUGAUUGGACUUGUGUAACAGAGUUAAGUAGUUCAAUUCUCUUUUUUUCUUCUUUUGGUUUUUUCUGAGGGGGUGGGGAGUAAGAGUUUCAAGGUCAAUUCCGAGUUUAUAAUCAUCAAUUCUUUAUACUUUUUAAGGAAAAUUAUCUCGUUGUGAUCCUCCAAAAAAUAAAUAAAUUCAAAUAAAAACUGUAUGUGUAAGAUUUGGUA